Prorocentrum cordatum is the source of this 1409-nucleotide messenger RNA. Lineage: Eukaryota; Dinophyceae; Prorocentrales; Prorocentraceae. The record is from the annotation of a GenBank genome assembly.
GUUCAGCGAGAUCGGUGCAGGCAUUCGAGCGAUCGGCGACUCCAAGGACCCGCUGCUCAUCAAGUGCAAGGCCGAGAUGGUCGCUGAGCACGACGCGCUCAAGGAGCGCAUCAUGCGUGACAAGCCAGUUGCCGUGCAGUUACACCAACUGGUCAACAGGUGCCAGGCCUUGGAGAAGAAGCGUGACCGCGAGUCUGAGCACGUCAAGGCGAUCGAGCAGAACAUCCAGGACCUUCAGGCGCAGCUCAGCGACGCCAGGGACGUGUUGUCGGCCACGGCGACGGAGCUGGUGGAGGCAGAGGAGCAGCGUCGCAAGGCAGCCAUGUCGGUCCCACGUCCUGGGCACUCAGAUGGGCCGCCGUCGCUGCGCACUGUCAUCUCGGGCCUCGACAUGUCGACCGACGAGGUGGGCAGGAUGCUCGAGUCGCUCGGCGCCGAGCAGAGCAUGUGCAACGACGUCGUCGGCAUGUUCGAGCGGCUGCGCGCGUUGGACGAGGCGGCAGCUGAACGCCGUGCUCGUGAAGCUGGUGGCGCAGGACGAAAGUCAGCUCAGAUCGGCAACCACUCGGCGAUGCAGUCGGAGCCCGCGCCAAGAAGCAGCGAGUGUCAACCGAGUGCCCGUGGCUAUGUGCAGUCGUCGCUGUCGGCGCGCAUCGCCCACCCCGCUCGCCCGCGGCUUGGCAGCGCUGCCAUGCGGGAGUCUUGGGGCAGAGAGUACCGACCGACAGUGGUAUUGGCAGCUGCGAAACACGUGGUGUUCUGGUUGAUAGCUUCGCUUCAGUGCUCUCAGCGCGUGGCUACCGAUCCUGUGGAUGAGGGGGUGCGGCGUCUGAUCAGCCGUGCGCCCGCCUUCCAGUGUUACCCGGGCUCAGACCAGAAGUUCGGCGAGCUCGAGUGUCAGGAGGGCCCCGAGGGUUCAAGUCGCACAGUGGAUGAAAUAGACAGUGAUGCGGAGAACCUCGGGAGCAAGUCUAAAAGCAAUUAUGUCCGUUCUAGCUCAGUUUGCACGAUCAAUGCAUGGACCCGUGGUCCGUUGGUCAAGCUGCUGAGCGUUCCUGAUUACAGUCGAGGAGUUGUGCUGGUCCAGUGGCAUCACUGUGAGAAGUCGAAGCUCCCCGACGUUCAGCACAGCUGCAAAAAAACGUGGACCUGUGCGGCAUUUGGGCUCCGUCAGUUUCCACAGGCCGUGGAGGUACUGCAGGCCCACUGGGCUAUGGCAAAUGGCGUGGUCUGCAUCUCGGCUUAUCUCGUCGUCGGCAUCGGGCUCGCAGGUGAGAAUUUGAAGCUGCUUGCUGCGAUCGCGAGGUACAUUGCCAAGUUGAGCGUGGUAGGCCAGGAGUGGAUCAUAGGCGCCGACUGGAACGUGGACCCAGACUGUGGCAUCGACGAUUGGUUCAUCGGCUUGAAGG